Vespula pensylvanica (western yellowjacket) is the source of this 1505-nucleotide messenger RNA. RefSeq names its product phosphoglycerate kinase (gene Pgk). Bases 157 to 1404 code for a protein of 415 amino acids. The transcript is spliced from 5 exons. Lineage: Eukaryota; Metazoa; Arthropoda; Insecta; Hymenoptera; Vespidae. The record is from RefSeq and is a predicted model, not a curated record. Gene Ontology annotation, molecular function: phosphoglycerate kinase activity; ATP binding; ADP binding. Gene Ontology annotation, cellular component: cytosol. Gene Ontology annotation, biological process: gluconeogenesis; glycolytic process.
CCUUUCUUUGACUUUGGUGAACGAAUUAGUCAUUAUACGAGACGCUUAACAGCAUCCAGAGGUACUGUGUGUUAUUUCGUCAAAUUACCUAAAAGUGAUCAGAAUUUGAGGAUAGCUGAAGUUGAAAAGAGAAGAGUAAAUACAAAAAACUUAAAAAUGGCAUUAAACAAACUCAGUAUAGAUAAAGUGGAUCUCGCUAACAAAAGGGUUCUUAUGCGAGUGGAUUUCAAUGUACCACUUAAAGAAGGAAAAAUAACAAACAAUCAAAGAAUCGUUGCUGCUUUAGAUUCAAUAAAAUAUGCGCUUGAUAAGAAAGCAAAAUCAGUUGUUUUGAUGUCCCACUUGGGCCGUCCAGAUGGGAAAAAGAAUCUAAAAUUUACAUUAAAACCUGUUGCGGAGGAAUUAAAAAAACUUCUAGGAAAAGAUGUGCAAUUUUUGGAUGACUGUGUCGGUCCAGAUGUUGAAGCAGCAUGUGCUAAUCCAGCAAGUGGAACAAUUAUUUUGUUAGAAAAUUUAAGAUUCUAUAUUGAAGAAGAAGGAAAAGGAGUUGAUGCAGAUGGAAACAAAAUAAAAGCUGACAAAGAUAAAGUUACGAAGUUUAGAGAGUCUUUAAGAAAGUUAGGAGAUGUUUAUAUAAACGAUGCUUUUGGAACUGCCCAUCGUGCUCAUAGUUCUAUGAUGGGAGAUAACUUUGAUAUUAGAGCUAGUGGUUUUCUUCUCAAAAAAGAAUUGGAAUACUUUGCCAAAGCUUUGGACAAUCCAGAACGUCCAUUCUUAGCAAUCUUAGGAGGAGCAAAAAUUGCUGAUAAAAUCCAAUUAAUUAAUAACUUGUUAGACAAAGUUAAUGAAAUGAUUAUAGGAGGAGGAAUGGCCUAUACAUUUUUAAAAAUUUCAAAGAAUAUGAAAAUUGGUAGCUCUUUGUUUGAUGAAGAGGGUGCAAAAAUUGUAAAUGAUUUAUUGGAAAAGGCAAAAAAAAAUAAUGUUCAAAUUCACUUGCCAUUGGACUUUGUAACGGCAGAUAAAUUCGCAGAAAAUGCGGCUGUAGGUGAAGCUACUGUCGAAAGUGGUAUACCUGAUGGUUGGAUGGGUUUGGAUGUUGGUCCAAAGUCUAGAGAAUUAUUUGCAGAACCAAUUAAAAGGGCAAAAGUAAUAGUAUGGAAUGGACCAGCUGGAGUAUUUGAGUUUGAUAACUUUAGUAAAGGAACAAAGAGUAUAAUGGAUAAUGUUGUAGCAGCUACUGCUCGUGGUACAGUUACUAUUAUAGGUGGUGGUGAUACAGCAACUUGUGCUGCUAAAUGGAAAACCGAAGACAAAGUGAGUCAUGUAAGCACAGGUGGUGGUGCAAGUUUAGAACUACUUGAAGGAAAACUAUUGCCUGGUGUGGCUGCACUCUCUCCAUCUUGAAAUAUUAUUGACAAAAAGAUAUAAAUAUAUAUACUAGUUCGAAUUAAAAUUAUAUAUUGCUUGAUAAUGUAUGUAAUCUAAUAUAAACACAACUAGAAUUA